Molecule: messenger RNA, 1747 nt
Organism: Erigeron canadensis
Lineage: Eukaryota; Viridiplantae; Streptophyta; Magnoliopsida; Asterales; Asteraceae
Product: glycerol-3-phosphate acyltransferase 1-like
Exons: 2
Coding region: 6-1628 (540 amino acids)
Biological process (GO): cutin biosynthetic process
Cellular component (GO): membrane
Molecular function (GO): phosphatase activity; glycerol-3-phosphate 2-O-acyltransferase activity
Source: RefSeq, a predicted model, not a curated record
CACACAUGGAUUUCCUAAUGGUGUUUCUCAAGUUAGCAUACUGGCUAGUAUGCCAGCUGCUAGCAAAAUCAUGUUACAAAGCUGCAAUGAAAGUGAAAAACCAUGGCUUUUUCUUGUUAAGAAACCAUCCAUCUCAAAAAUCACCACACCAACAUGCCCAAUUUCCAUUAUUAUUCCCUAGUUUCAAAAAAUGUUGUUUACACAAAGAUCAAGAAACCUUAGUUUGUGACAUCCAAAACACCUUAUUGUUAAACUCAAAAUCUUUCUUUCCGUACUUCAUGUUAGUUUCAUUUGAAGGUGGUAGUAUAUUUAGAGCAUUUUUCCUAUUGUUAUCUUAUCCUCUUUUACUUGUUCUUGACUAUGAGCUAAGUUUAAGGUUGAUGAUUUUCAUCACCUUUUGUGGGCUUAAGUUAAAGGACAUGAAAAAUGUAGGCAGGGCUGUUCUGCCCAAGUUUUAUCUUGAGAAUCUAAACCUUCAAGUUCAUGAAUUUCUUGCAUCUGCUAAGAAGAAUAAUCAUGGGAUUAAAGUUAUGGUCUUUACAAGAGUGCCUAGAGUGAUGGUUGAAGGAUUUUGUAAGGAAUAUUUGAGUGUGGAUGAUGUGGUGGGGACUGAGUUGCAUAGUGUUGGGGGGUAUUUUAGUGGUUUUGUGUCAAGUUCAGGUGUACUUGUGAAACAUAAAGCAGUAAAAGAAUGGUUUGGAAAUGAUAGAAAACCAGAUAUUGGUGUUGGAAGUUGUGGUCUUCAUGAUCAACUGUUUGUCUCUCAAUGCAAGGAAGGUUAUGAGGUGAGCAAAGAAGAUGCAACGAUUAUGCCAAGAGACAAGUACCCAAAACCAUUAGUUUUCCAUGAUGGAAGACUAGCUUUCUACCCAACACCCUUAGUUACCUUAUGCAUGUUUUUAUGGUUUCCUCCUGGGAUUUUGCUAGCAAUUAUAAGGCUAGGUGUCGGUAUCUGCUUGCCUUAUCCUCUUUCGCGUAUCGUGGGUGGUCUAACUGGCGUGAAUAUCACAAUAGAAGGGUGUGAUUACUCAUGGGAGAACAAAAACAAACGCACCGGUGUACUAUUUGUUUGCACACAUCGGACCCUUUUGGACCCUGUCUUUUUAACUAUGACCGUCGGGAAGUCAAUGACCGCGGUGACUUAUAGUCUUAGUAAGAUGUCAGAGGUUAUUGCGCCUUUAAAAACGGUCAGGCUCACACGAGACAGGAAACAAGAUGGUGAAACCAUGCACAAGUUAUUAAGUGAAGGAGAUUUGGUUGUGUGUCCUGAAGGGACAACUUGUAGGGAGCCGUAUUUGUUGAGAUUUAGCUCGUUGUUUGCUGAGCUAACCGAUGAGAUAGUGCCCGUUGCUAUGGACACACACGUAACCAUGUUUUAUGGCACAACGGCUAGCGGGCUCAAGUGUUUAGACCCAAUUUUCUUCUUAAUGAACCCAAGACCAAGUUACCAUGUAAAGGUGCUUGGAAAGUUGGCAAAGGAGUUCACUUGUGGUGUUGGUGGAAAGUCUAGCCAUGAUGUGGCUAACUACAUUCAGAAAAAACUUGCUGACUCUUUGGGGUUUGAAUGCACAAAUCUUACUAGAAGAGAUAAGUAUUUGAUGUUGGCUGGGAAUCAAGGGAUUGCAUAGUAAAAAAUGUUCAUCUUAAUGAAUAUUUAAAUAGUACUUAAUUUUGAUACCAAGGGAAUUGGAUGGAUGUUACCAUUAAUUAUUGUUUGGAUAUAUUUAUUUAAAACAUUAAUUUGAUA